Molecule: messenger RNA, 2737 nt
Organism: Macrobrachium nipponense
Lineage: Eukaryota; Metazoa; Arthropoda; Malacostraca; Decapoda; Palaemonidae
Product: pro-resilin-like
Exons: 5
Coding region: 92-1336 (414 amino acids)
Source: RefSeq, a predicted model, not a curated record
GUAUAUAAGCAAAAUUAAGCGCAAAAACUGAGCAUUUACACUGUAGCACCAGAAGGAGACGGUUGACUCCUCUCCUCGUAUCUGUCCCACGAUGAAGACUUCACUCGUUCUAUUUGCCCUCCUGGGCGUCGCAAUAGCAGACAAAGGCCAUGGCGGCGGAGUACCUUCAACAGGCUAUGGACCCCCACCAGCAAGUUACGGCCCACCACCAGCUCCUAGCUACGGCCCACCCCCAGCUCCUAGCUAUGGCCACCCCCAGCUCCUAGCUAUGGACCCACCCCCAGCUCCUAGCUAUGGCCCACCACCCGUCCAUUAUGGCCCUCCACCCGUCCAUUAUGGCCCACCACCCUCCAAAGGCAAAGGGGGAGGAAAGGGAAAAGGCGGCUUCGACCUGGGCAUUGCCAAGGGCUUCAAUGAUUUCAUGAAGGCUAAAGAUAAUGCCGUGAAGGGAGCAGCGAAGGGCAUGUCAGACAUGUUCAACAAGGGAAAAGAUGCCCUGUCAAAGGGAAUGGACUACAUGUCGGGAGGGCUCAAAAAGGGAAUGGACUACAUGUCAGGAGGAUUCAAAUCCCUGAUCAAGAGUAUGGAGGACACCUUCAGCAAGGGCAAAGGUGGCAAAGGUGGCAAAGGAGGAAGCGGUAAAGGAGGUGGAUACCCCGCACCUGUCUAUGGCCCACCCCCCAGCUACGGCCCACCCCCCAGCUACGGUCCACCCCCAGCCAGUUAUGGCCCUCCCCCUGCCAGCUAUGGUCCACCCCCAGCCAGCUACGGUCCACCCCCAGCCAGCUAUGGUCCACCUCCUGUUCCAGCCCCCACCUAUGGUGCCCCUGAUGUUAGUGGUUCUUAUGGUGCUCCAAAACCAGAGGACAUCGUACUCAUCCCUGAUACUGGAUAUGGAGCGCCCUCAGUUCAUGGUCACUCUGCUGGUGUGUCUGUAGGACAUGGUCAUGGAGGAGUAGGCGAUGUUCAUGGUCACGGUCACUCUGCUGGCGUGUCUGUAGGACACGGUCAUGGAGGAGUAGGCGAUGUUCAUGCUCAUGGUCUUUCUAAUGACAUAUCCAAAGGUCACGCUCAUGCAGGAGGAGCAGCUAACGGUCACUCUCUUCCAGUUGUUCCCCUCCCAAUAGAAGCUCCCAUAUCUAGCUAUGGUGUUCCAGUUGAGUCCCAUCAUGUAGAACUCCCCUCAUCUAGUUACGGAGCCCCCAUUCCCCUCCCAGUUCCCCAAGUCCCAGUUCCAGCUUCGAGUUACGGUACCCCUGACAUUGGUCACGCAGCCCCUGUGCCAGCACCAUCUUCAAGUUAUGGUGCCCCUCAUGCAAAAGGUAUUGGGCGCUAAGGGUCAUUAGAGUGGAUUAGGAUCAGCUAACCAAUCAUUCCUAAGCCACAGUGGUGCUCACAAGUUGUUCACCUGAAUUAUAGACAAUAGAUUCUCGUGGUGUGUGUUAGAGGGUCCUGCAAAGACUUAAGAUAAAAAAGCCUUGACAUUUCCGGUCCACCCACCGCAAUGUCAGCUGCGUUUUAUUGCAGCUUUGUAGAAAGAUAACCCAUUAGACUUCCAGGAACCCCUGAGAGUGCAAUAGGUACAGACUCCUUGCGAAAUCCGUCCAAGGUUUGCUUUUGACUCUGCCAUUCCCAGCGUGUGAAUGAUCGAUCGCUCUGGAAACUUCCAGCGUUUGAAAUGAUCGCUCUGGAAAGAGACUGGCCAGGAGCAGUAGUAGUAGUGAAGGAGAAAACAGGACGGUCUAGUGCAGCUUUGUAAAUAAGUUACCCCCGCCUUUGAACAAGUCAAGUCACACCCCAACUGCGAAGGCGCCCCCAGCCCCAGCUUGAAUCGAAACGCCACGUCUUCCGGAGAGGAGGAAGGUGGAGAGAGAUCGAGCCACCAGCUGUCAUGAAAAUAGACGUUUCCAUUGUUAGAAUGACACAGAAACAUAUUCUUUCUAUACUUGUUUUUUAAAAAAACACUGUUUUUAGGUUACACAAAGUUUCUCUCUGUCAGUUUGUGUUAACACGUUGAAACCUUGUUUACGGUUAAGUUUUUCAUGCGAGACAUACUAUAUAUUUUCAGCAGAUCCUCUCAUACGCCACGAUAAGUGUAUAUAUGCUAUAUUUGUUGACUUUAACUAAUGCUUCAAUUCACCUUUUUAAGAAAUAUCAUUAUAUAACUAUAUCAGGGAUAGAGCGAAGAUAACUCAGAUGACAUAUUAGUAAUUAUAUUCACACACAUACUUCGAAUGACCACAGAAGCAAACAUUAUUAUUAUUAUUAUUAUUAUCAUUAUUAUUAUAUUAUUUAUAGCUCUAUUCACUUGGCAUUGUCGUAGAAAUAGUCAAGUCCAGUAUUACCUUGUAAGAUGUCCCACGGUUCUUCUUACUUUUCCUCACAGCCACAUCGACAGAACGUUUCAAACCAGGAAGAGAGAAUUUCCAGUAGACGACUGAUGAACAAUGCUUCACACGUCUCCUUUCAGUUCAGCCCCUUUCCCGUAGACUAGGAAUGCAACAUGCUUCAGCAGAUGCACCAUGAUAUUCACCCUGGGUGAUGAUAAAGCACACAUUUCGAUGACAACAGACACCAAAAGAAUAUAAAUAAAUCAAUAAAAAUAAAGAAAAAUAGAGUAUCGGGCUGCAACUCUCAAGUUUGUCGUGAAACUCGAAAGAUUCAUUGUGUCGUGAGUAGCUCGCGCAGCCACCGAAGGACUCGGUGAGACAGACAAAUGUCUGUUUUGUUCUUAAGA